AUGCAGGAAGCGACUUCUGUAUCGGACGGCCACGGUCCAGGACCGUCGACGCUGAAGUACGCAAGGCGAAUUGUCCUGCUGCAGUACGAGGCACGCUUGCCGCCGACAUCCAGCGCGUUUGUCUGGCCGCCGGGCUCGAUUCUCUUGCGUGCUCAGGCCUGGCUCGAUCGUGACUUAUUUGGCGAGAACAAGGUUGGCUCGAGCCGAAGGUACCGAACGCUCUUUCUCCGCGAACUCUGCGCCCGGCUCGAUGCGGCUGUCCAGGUGGAAUGCGAAUUGCUCCGAUCGCAAGGAGUAGAUGAGAUCGAGUUUCCAGAGGUCGAUGCAGCGCUGCUUGAGCGGUAUGUCGAAGCCAUGGCCGGCGGCUCUUCGAGACCAGUAACGACGAUCAGCAGCUCAACCCCGGACGACGAGUUCACGACGCACUAUUGGCCCUGCUCUGGCCGCAGCCAGGCCGAGUCGGACGACGACGAUGACGAUCUGCUAGACAGCUAUGCAAGCGUCACGAUCAGAGAAGAGGGAAGCGCAAUCUCGAAGGGUACGACGGGUCUGCGGACGUGGGAAGCUGGAUUGCGAUUGGCAGGUCACCUUGUCAGCGAGCCGUCGCUGGUCACCUCGAGCGGCGCGCGGGUAGUGGAGCUUGGCUCCGGCGCUGGCUUCGUCGGGGCAGUAUGCGCCAAGCUGCAGGUAAUGUCGACCGCCCAGGUUGCACGCACCUUCAUGACCGACAUGCCCGGCCAGGUGAUCACGCGUAUCAACGAUACGCUCGCCACCAACGGCCUCGACUCGCCGCAGUCGUGUGUCGAGGUGCACGAGCUGGACUGGCUCGAGAUUAGCGCCGAGCGUCAGCAGAGUAGGCAGAGAGACGACCUCCCCAUGCUCAACUUUCUCAACCGAGCCAAACCUUCGUUGGUGCUCGCCGCCGAUGUCGUCUACGACCCCGAUCUGAUCGGGCCGCUCGUCGAGUCGAUCCGCGCGUGUCUGGAAGCGGGCACGCGAGAAUGCCAGGCUUUGGUGGCCAGCACCAUCCGCAAUGCGGACACGUAUGGAGCGUUCAAGGCAUCCUUGUCCGCACAUGGGCUCAGCGCGAGCGUCGUCGAGUUGCGAUGCCCGGUCGUUCCGAUCCCCGGAGAUCAGUGCAUUGACAUGCCAGAUCUUCGCUUGUUCCCUUCCGUACACGAUUCUGCCUUGCAUGGGCCCGGCCCGGCGGCGGCCAUCUCUGCUGCUGCGGGAUGCGGUCAGGCUCUCUUAGUGCGAAGUUUUCCGAGGCUCGAGGCCCUUUCUGUGCCGAACGCGUGGCUCAAGCGGUCCCAGAUGGCGAGCAAAAUUCGAUUUUGGCGCCGCGGCACGGCAUGGCAGCUGGCGUGGUCUCGGAACGGUCAGCAGCGCGAGCGCAAGUUCUGCCGACACGAGACCCGCGGAAAAGCCUCGCACAUCCGACCCAACGAUGACAGUCUUUGCAAUGCCGAGACUGCCGACGAGGAGCACGACACGCUGGGUGCGGUGAUGCAGAGAAGAAACUGCAGCAUGUCGUUGAAUCCUGGCGACGGAAUGUCGGGUCGAGUACAGCAUCCGAACGGCCAGUAA
Molecule: messenger RNA, 1587 nt
Organism: Moesziomyces antarcticus
Lineage: Eukaryota; Fungi; Basidiomycota; Ustilaginomycetes; Ustilaginales; Ustilaginaceae
Product: s-adenosyl-L-methionine-dependent methyltransferase
Exons: 3
Coding region: 1-1587 (528 amino acids)
Source: RefSeq, a predicted model, not a curated record